AUGAUACGAAGGUCUGACAACCAACGUCCAAAGGAUGAAACCCCACGAAAUAAGAGGGCGAGAAUAGAAUCAGUUGAGCGUAGCAAUGAAGAGGGGGAAAAUAGCAUACCAGGAACACAAAAUAUCUUAGUUGAAGACCCUCACGGCAGCCCAGAAGCAACAGUUGAAAUUGUUGGAGAAAGAGCCCUUGAUAAUGCUUCUGAGGACGAUGACUUGUCCCUUUUCAGAGCACUUGAAGAAGGCUCAGGUAAUGGCCAUAAUACCACCAGCAGUGAUAGCAGGAAUAUUGAUAGAGGUAUAUCUCAUAAUAGUGAUAUGGAAACUAAUGGUAGUGCUACUGUCUUGACAAAUUAUCAUGAAGAACCGCAUACAGUUGAAGUCCUUUCACAAACUGCAAACAGCUCGAGUGUUUCCACCGUACCUGAAGCAGUACCAUCAUUAGCAAAGGCUGAAACAAAUAACAAGGAACAAGCUGUUGAUUUGACUGAAGAUGCUAUAGACUUAGAUGCCGAAGAACAACAAGUGUUGGUAAUUUCGGAUGAUGAUUUCCAGGAGGAAGCGAAAGAAGAUUCUAAGGAGUAUGGCGCGGCCAAGGACUAUCGUUGCCCCAUUUGUUUCGAGCCUCCAGAGACUGCUCUCAUGACCUUAUGUGGCCAUGUUUUUUGUUGUUCAUGCCUGUUCCAAAUGGUUAAUAGCUCCAGAACUUGUAGACAAUUCGGUCAUUGCGCCCUUUGUAGAAGUAAAGUAUACUUGAAAGACGUAAGGCUAAUCAUACUAAGGAAAAAGCAAGUUAAGAAAAAACCAAUUUAA
Molecule: messenger RNA, 810 nt
Organism: Saccharomyces mikatae IFO 1815
Lineage: Eukaryota; Fungi; Ascomycota; Saccharomycetes; Saccharomycetales; Saccharomycetaceae
Gene: SLX8
Product: SUMO-targeted ubiquitin ligase complex subunit SLX8
Exons: 1
Coding region: 1-810 (269 amino acids)
Molecular function (GO): ubiquitin protein ligase activity; metal ion binding
Source: RefSeq, a predicted model, not a curated record